Messenger RNA from Crotalus tigris (Tiger rattlesnake), 3110 nucleotides. RefSeq names its product hydroxymethylbilane synthase (gene HMBS). The coding region runs from base 1738 to 2847 and encodes 369 amino acids. The transcript has 14 exons. Gene Ontology annotation, molecular function: hydroxymethylbilane synthase activity. The record is from RefSeq and is a predicted model, not a curated record. Lineage: Eukaryota; Metazoa; Chordata; Lepidosauria; Squamata; Viperidae. Gene Ontology annotation, biological process: heme biosynthetic process. Gene Ontology annotation, cellular component: cytoplasm.
UGGACUUCAGGAUAGGUUAAUAUGAUCUGCUCAAUCUCUUGGUCAGACAAACUACCAGAGGCUGUGUAGCCUCCAGGUCCAUUUGAGGAAAUUGGGGCUCAAGACUCACAUCUGUAGCAAUCUGUUUCAGCUCUCCUGAUAAAGGAGUAUGAAUGACUACUUAUUCCCACUCCUCCAACUGCGGGUUUGGGGCAUUUCUGUGCCCUGUUUGUGCCAGGGUUUCCACUGCAGCUAUUGAAGCCUGGGAAACUAUUGCUUAAUUCCUCAAGAGGCUCCCACCCAUCAGACAAAAAGUCUGGGGUUUCAUCAGGAUCUGAGCCUGUUAACCAGGCAAUUUGGUAAGAUUGCUGCCUUAUUUGUCUGCGCAGCUCCCCAACCUUACUACAGUACAUUCUCUACAAGCUGGGUGCUUAUUCCUUGGCGAGGUCUGCACAAGGUCCUUUAAAGCUUCCAUUUUUAAUUCUUGCACAGCAUCGUUUUAUUACUCUUUGCUUUGCCUCUUCCCUUGCUAAGCUAUUCGUCAGUUGAGCCAAAGUCUCUUCGUUCUACCAGUUGGCUCUUUUGCGGCUGGUAAUCAGUCUGCAAAACGUGGUGGUUACAUCUGAGUCGUCGCAGCUCCAGGUCUGCUUUCGAAGAGGAGCUCUCCGAUCGGAUCGGCCGGAGGAGGAGAAGUCCCAUUCGGGUCAGCCCUGCCCCCUAUAUUAGGGCCACCACUCCAAGUUCAUCUUUCUGUUUCUUGGCUCCUCUUUUCUACCUUGGCAUCUCUCCCUGGAUGCACGGACUCCUGAUUCAGGUGACGCUUCUCUUACUUGACGACUUGGUUGUAGGACAGCUCCAACACCAGGUGGGUUUCUGGGCGGGCUCUGGUGUUUGUAAACAGGCUCAAAUAUUCUCGUCCCUGCCAAACAUCCUUUUCUUUUGGCCUCCGGCAGCUGAAAUGUUCCAACGAUAGUUUCCCUGUGGUUGCUGAUUAUUUUGGCCGAGGUGUUUUCAACAAACUGAUCCUCCUCGUAGACCUUCCUCCGAGCAAGUCGGCCGCAGCGCUGGAUGCCAGCUUGCAGCGGGACCUGGCUUGUCAGGAGGAACAGGAGCACGUGGACGUCCUUCCCUCCAGAUGGGUUUAUUUUGGGGAACUGGGAAGCGGCAGAGACGGACUCAGGCGGGAACGGGGAGGAACACGACUCAGGGACAGGAAGCCCGCUGGCCGGCCUCGGCUUUCCCUCCAGGACCCCAGGAUGGGCGCCAGGCAGGGCCGGGGCGGUGCAACUUUCUCUGGCGGAAACAGCCCGACUGGGGCUUUGUUUCCGGGUCUGUAUGGCCGCUGGCUCUCAAGCAGGCCAGAGCAGAAGCUCCGGCCAGGCCUGCCAGGGCCACAGUGGCAGCUGCAACUGCCGCCUCGGAGGGGGGGGGGGAAGGCAGCCCUUCCUCCUCGAGGGCUUCUGCUGGUGCGGCUGCCCGGCUGCCUCAAGGGCGCCGCUUCCACCGGCCUUCUUUCGCGCGGGCGGGCCGGCCCGGGCGAGGGUACCGGGGCUGGAGGUUCGCUGACUACGGGGCUGCUAGGGCGAGGCGCCCACCUGCCGGGAAAGGUCGCCAACGCGAAGGCGCCCUCCAGGGGACCGGAACGGAUGGCUCGGAAAGCCCCGGAAGUGACGUCACACGGGAGGCUCGACGCGCUCGUCCGGCGAGGUGACCCGGUCGCGGUUGUCGUUCCGCCGGCCCCGCCGCCCUUUCGUCGGCAUGAGCGGCCCGCCGCCGUCCUCGUCGCCGUCUCUGGCCCCGAAUAAAAACUCCUCGGAGAACCGGACCAUCCGCGUUGGCACCCGGAAAAGCCAACUGGCUCGUAUUCAGACUGACAGUGUGGUGGAGAUGCUCCAGGUGCACCACCCGCAUCUCUGCUUCAAGAUAGUUGCCAUGUCAACCACUGGAGAUAGGAUUCUAGACACAGCCUUAUCCAAGAUUGGAGAGAAAAGCCUUUUUACCAAGGAGCUGGAAAAUGCGCUGGAAAGGGAUGAAGUGGACUUGGUGGUUCACUCCCUGAAAGAUCUGCCCACCUCCCUGCCACCAGGCUUCACAAUUGGUGCCAUCUGCAAGAGAGAAGACCCACACGAUGCUGUCGUCUUUCACCCCAAACAUGCUGGCAAAACCCUCAGCAGCCUCCCUGAGAAGAGUGUAAUUGGGACCAGUUCACUUCGCCGUGCAGCUCAGUUGAAAAGAAAAUUCCCUUGGCUGCAGUUCAAGGAUAUUAGGGGCAACCUGAACACCCGCCUGAAGAAGCUUGAUGACAAGGAGGACUUCAGUGCCCUGGUUCUGGCAGCUGCUGGCCUUAGGCGCAUGGGCUGGGGGGACCGCAUUGGCCAGAUUCUGAGCCCCGUGGACUGCUUGUAUGCGGUUGGGCAGGGUGCCUUGGCCGUUGAGGUGCGGGCCAAAGACCAGGAGAUCAUAGAAAUGAUCUCAGUUUUGCACAACGAGGAGACUGUGCUGCGCUGCAUCACUGAGCGAGCCUUCAUGAAGCACUUGGAAGGAGGCUGCAGCGUGCCGGUGGCUGUGAGCACCCAGCUGAAGGACGGCCAGCUGUACUUGACUGGAGCAGUCUACAGCCUUGAUGGUUCCGACAGCUUGCAAGAGACCAUGCAAAGAAAUGUGAAUUUUUCCCUGGAGGCUGCCCUUCCUUUUCAGAAUGAAGGUGGUCCCGAUGACAAUCUCCAACAUGCUGGCAUCACAGCAUGGAAUGUACCUCGUCUUGCUCAGGAGGCAGCAGAGAGGCUGGGCCAGGAGGUGGCUGAUCUGCUGCUGAGCAAAGGGGCCAAACAAAUCCUCAGCGUGGCAAGGCAACUCAACAGUGCAUGAUGGGCACCACCUCCUUGGAGAGCUAUGAUGCUGGCCAGUUAUUUAUCCCUCCUGGAGGAGAGGGGAGCAAGAGAUGAUCUGCCACUAGCACUGCCGGGGGAGCAGCUGAACAUUUGGUGUGAAGAGGCAGGUUUGGGGCAAGAAUUGCAAAUCUGCAUAUCCACCAAGAAAUCACUGGUUGGUCCAGCAGAGGUGUAAAGUUGAACUCUGCUCAGGACUUGGGAACAAUUACUGCUAAAACCUAUUAAAGAUCGUGCACAGAG